This is a messenger RNA of Mesorhabditis spiculigera, 798 nucleotides long. Lineage: Eukaryota; Metazoa; Nematoda; Chromadorea; Rhabditida; Rhabditidae. The record is from the annotation of a GenBank genome assembly.
AUGACGACGGCGGGCGAACAAACGAUAUGGCGUGAGCUGGGGUGCGGGGCGAUUGCCGGCAUCGUCGUCGAUUUCGGGCUGUUCCCGUUGGACACGCUGAAGACGCGCCUUCAAAGUGCCCAGGGAUUCACGGCCGCCGGCGGGUUUCGCCAUCUUUAUCGGGGAAUCGGCUCGUUGGCGAUUGGAUCUGCGCCCGGAUCGGCCAUCUUUUUCGUCACCUAUCGACAGGCACAGAAAUGGGGUGGCAAUGGCGUGUUGACGGACAUCUACUCGGCGUGCCUGGGUGAACUGUGCGCGUGUACAAUUCGAGUGCCCACCGAGCUUGUCAAGCAACGAAUGCAGGCAUCAGCCGGAAAGGCGUCCCUCCCCUCUACAAUUCGGCAAAUCAUCCAAUCUGACGGUCUGAGGGGGUUGUAUCGAGGAUUCGGAAGUACUGUGGCCCGCGAGAUCCCCUUCGCCUUCAUCCAAUAUCCACUCUGGGAGGCGUUGAAGCGCUGCAGGACCAAAGAGGGCCAUCGACUAUCCCCACUGGAAGGGGCAGCAUGUGGAAGUGUGGCUGGUCUCUUCACAGCAGCCAUCACAACUCCCCUUGAUGUCGUCAAGACUCAAAUUAUGCUCAACAAAGACUCUACACCACCCACCGUACGGCACACCAUGCAAAAGAUCUACGCGGCACGUGGCGUGGCGGGACUGUUCGCUGGUGUCGUCCCGCGUACCUUCUGGAUCUCGUUGGGCGGCUUCGUGUUCUUCGGCGCCUACGAGACGGCCAAAUACGCAAUGUCAUGGCGCAUCGAUUUU